AUAAUCAAAGUGCACAGCCAGAGCACUUUUCUAAUUGUUGGAGCAGGUCAUCUAUUCAGUUUGAUCAAAGCCAAACCAACAUGUUUUUUUCAGUGUUUCUGUUGAGUCUCUGUGUUUUCUUCCUCCUUUUUCAACUUCAGCCUCGGAGACCCAAGAACUUCCCACCAGGACCCCCCAGUCUGCCUCUACUGGGAAACCUUUUAUCCCUGAACAUAAAGGACCCCUUAAAUGACAUUGAAAGGCUCAGACAGUCAUAUGGAAAUGUCUACAGCCUGUUUUUUGGUCUGAAACCAGUUGUUAUCAUCAAUGGGUUUAAGGCCAUGAGGGAGGCAAUGGUGAUCAAAGCUGCCGAUUUUGCUGGAAGGGCGCAAAACACUUUUCUUACUGCCAUUAAUGACAGCAAAGGUGUGAUAACAGUUGAUUAUAGCCCGCUGUGGAGGGACACUCGACGCUUUAUUCUGAUGACUCUGAAGAACUUUGGUUUGGGAAAGAAGUCGAUGGAAGACAGAAUCCAUGAAGAGAUUCAAUACACAAUUAAAACACUAGAAAACAACAUUGGUAAAGCCUUCUGUCCUCAGUUUGUGUUUCAUAAUGCUGUCUCCAACAUCAUCUGCAAGGUGCUGUUUGGAACACGUUAUGAGUACGACGAUGACACGAUCAAAACACUUAUUCAGUGCUUUAAAAGGAUUAAUAAAAUACUCAAUGGACCAUGGGCUCUGCUCUAUGACUCCAUCCCUUUAAUCCGCCGCCUGCCGUUGCCCUACAACACAGCCUUUGAGGAUGUUGAGCUUAUCCUGGAUAUCGCGCAAGAUUUGGUGAAUGAACACAAGAAGACCAGAGUCCCUGGAGAGCCGCGAGAUUUUGUUGACUGCUAUCUGGACGAGCUUGAAAAGAGAGAUGAUGAUUCCACGUUCUUUGAGGAGCAGCUAAAAAGAGUCACUCUUGAUCUCUACUCUGCUGGGACGGACACCACCUCCAACACCCUCCUGUCUGGGUUUCUAUAUCUCAUGAAAUACCCCCACAUACAAGAACAAUGUCAGCAGGAGAUAGACCGGGUGCUGGACGGACAGGAUAAGGUCUCUUACGAGAACAGACACAACAUGCCUUACACGCAGGCUGUGAUUCAUGAGAUUCAAAGGAUUACCAGCUUAGUCCCUCUCAGUGUCUUUCACUGCACGACUAAGGACACGGAGCUCUCGGGAUACUCCAUUCCCCAGGGUACAAUAGUCAUCCAGAAUCUGACCUCAGUGCUGAGAGAGGAGGGGCAGUGGAAAUUCCCUCACGAGUUCAACCCUGAAAACUUUCUGAAUGAUCAGGGAGAGUUUUUAAAGCCACAGGCCUUCAUGCCUUUCUCAGCAGGUUUUCGGAUCUGCCCUGGAGAGGGUCUUGCUCGCAUGGAGCUCUUCCUCAUCCUAGUGACUCUGCUGAGGAAGUUCAAGUUCGUCUGGCCAAAGGAUGCAGGAGAACCAGACUUCACGCCUGUCUAUGGAGCAAUUUUGAGUCCGAAACCUUAUUUGAUGAAGGUCCAUCUGAGGUGAAACCAGUUAGAGGUUUUGAGGACGCUCAGCUGACUCUAUGAUAGGGAUGGACAUAUGCAAUAUAUUUCCAACCCAUAAUUUAGUGCUUGCCAACACUGAGUACAGAUAUAAAUGUAAACAAAUUUCAACAGUCUGGCUGUUUAAAGUCAUGCUGUGCAGCUACUGUGCUGCAGCUAGCACUGCAGUAGCCCCUCCUACUGCUGGUGCCAUUUGUCCUCUUCUGCUUUAUCUUCUUCCUGAAUUUUUUUUAAUUGGUGGUUGAGAGCCACGUGCAUAAACACAUGAUUUAGUAAUGAUUAUGUAUCUCAUGACAGAAAAAUAAGAUUAAAUAAAUACUGAAAAAUAAUCCACAAAACAAAAACUAAUACCCCUCAAUGCCUUGUUAUUGCCUUGCCCACAGUCCAUAUAUUCCUUAAGCCUUAACAUAUAAAGAAGAUGAACAGCGGCCUUAUUAAUUAUUUGUAUCCUCUUAGUUUUGGAUUUAACAAAGAAAGUAGCAUCAACUACAUGUAACAACUAAGUGUAUUUUCUCAUUUUAUGCAAAUGUCUGGACAAUUUUAUCCUCCACUGAAUCUUGCUCUCUUUGCCCCUUCCCUGUUUCUCUAAGUACUGAUUCACUUAGAGAAUGAAACUUUCUCACUAUCUUUCAUCUUCUGCAGAAUAAUCUCUUUUUUUUUUCGUAACCUCACGUUCCCAAAAGGCCACUCUAUGAUUUCCUCUACUUUGGCUGCACUCUCUCUCCACACUUACCAUAUUCAUAAUCACCAUGAAACCUUGUACACCUUUUCUUUUUGCACUCUCUUGCCAUAUGACCAAAAUUCCUGAUACCUGUAACAUCUCCGAGGCCCAGAAUUGUAUUCUAUUACACUGAACAGAAAA
This is a messenger RNA of Cyprinodon tularosa, 2417 nucleotides long. RefSeq names its product cytochrome P450 2F2-like. Gene Ontology annotation, biological process: xenobiotic metabolic process. Gene Ontology annotation, cellular component: intracellular membrane-bounded organelle; cytoplasm. The coding region runs from base 81 to 1538 and encodes 485 amino acids. Gene Ontology annotation, molecular function: oxidoreductase activity, acting on paired donors, with incorporation or reduction of molecular oxygen, reduced flavin or flavoprotein as one donor, and incorporation of one atom of oxygen; heme binding; iron ion binding. The transcript has 11 exons. Lineage: Eukaryota; Metazoa; Chordata; Actinopteri; Cyprinodontiformes; Cyprinodontidae. The record is from RefSeq and is a predicted model, not a curated record.